AUGCUUGGUCUUCGACCUCGAUUGAAAGCUCGUAAUUCACUCUGGGACCUUGUCAACAAGCACCCUCUGGCCUUGCCUUCAUCAUCUCCUGUCUCUUGGAAGCAGCCGGUCGAGGAAGGAGCCGACGGCCUGCCAUCUUUACAUUCCUCCCCAUCAUUGUCCACUCCACCAAGUCCAGAGCAGAAGCCCCAGCACAACCGUUCGUCUGAAAGCUCUGCCUCCUUCACAAUGGCGCCUUCAAAGAAAGACUCGAAGAGAUCAAGGCAGGAGGCUGGUGAAGAGCAAUAUGGCUCUAUCUUCUCCGUCUCUGGGCCUGUCAUUGUCGCGGAAAACAUGAUUGGAUGUGCUAUGUACGAGCUGGUCCGCGUCGGUCACGACAGCCUAGUCGGGGAGGUCAUUCGAAUCGAAGCCGACAAAGCAACCGUCCAGGUGUAUGAGGAAACUGCUGGAGUGACGGUGGGAGACCCAGUCGUACGGACGGGCAAGCCUCUAUCUGUCGAGCUCGGCCCAGGAUUGAUGGAGACUAUAUACGACGGAAUUCAACGCCCUCUUAAACAGAUCUCCGAAGUCUCCGAUUCCAUUUACAUACCUCGCGGCAUUGCCGUGCCUUCCCUGAGCAGAGACCGCAAGUGGGACUUUACACCAGGAGACAAGAAAGUGGGCGACCACAUCACUGGGGGUGAUAUCUUUGGUAGCGUCUACGAAAACAGUCUUCUCGAUGACCACAAAAUCCUACUGCCUCCGCGGGCGAGGGGUACAAUCACUCACAUUGCCGAAGAGGGAAGCUAUACCGUGGAUGAGAAGGUGCUUGAGUUGGAAUUUGAUGGGAAGAAGUCUGAUUACACCAUGAUGCACACGUGGCCUGUUCGAGUACCCAGACCUGUCAGCGAGAAGCUCCCAUCCGAUUCGCCUUUCAUCGUCGGACAGCGCGUGCUGGACGCACUGUUCCCCAGUGUUCAAGGGGGCACAGUCUGCAUUCCUGGGGCCUUUGGCUGCGGGAAGACUGUCAUCAGCCAGUCUGUGUCGAAGUUCUCUAACAGCGAUAUCAUCAUCUACGUCGGGUGCGGAGAACGAGGAAAUGAGAUGGCGGAAGUGCUGAUGGAUUUCCCUGAACUCUCGAUAGAUAUCAACGGACGCAAGGAACCUAUCAUGAAACGCACGUCGCUCAUUGCUAACACGUCUAACAUGCCCGUCGCUGCCCGAGAAGCCUCCAUCUACACCGGUAUCACUGUCGCAGAGUAUUUCCGUGACCAAGGCAAAAACGUCGCGAUGAUGGCAGACUCAACUUCCCGGUGGGCAGAGGCGCUCCGCGAAAUCUCAGGACGUCUCGGAGAGAUGCCGGCAGAUCAGGGUUUCCCUGCCUACCUCGGUGCCAAGCUGGCCUCUUUCUACGAACGGGCUGGUCAAGUCUACGCCCUUGGUAGCCCAGAACGAAAGGGUAGCGUAAGUAUUGUCGGCGCCGUCAGUCCUCCUGGCGGUGAUUUCUCGGAUCCUGUCACAAGCAGUACGCUUGGUAUUGUGCAGGUCUUUUGGGGUCUCGACAAGAAGCUAGCCCAACGAAAGCAUUUCCCGUCCAUCAACACCUCUCAGUCUUACAGCAAGUACACCACCAUCCUCGACAAAUAUUACGAGAAAGACCAUCCCGAGUUUCCCAAACUGAGAGAUCGCAUCCGAGAACUCCUCUCCAGCUCAGAAGAUCUGGACCAAGUCGUGCAAUUGGUGGGUAAAUCUGCAUUGGGUGAUCCAGACAAGAUUACCCUUGAUGUUGCUGGUCUUCUCAAGGACGACUUCCUGCAACAAAACGGGUACAGUGACUACGAUCAGUUUUGCCCGAUGUGGAAGACAGAGUACAUGAUGAAGGCCUUCAUGGGCUUCCAUGAUGAGAGUCAGAAGGCAGUUGCGCAGGGUCACAGUUGGGCCAAAGUGAGAGAAUCUACGAGCAGCAUUCAAAACGAACUGAGGAGUAUGAAAUUUGAGGUGCCGUCAGAAGGCGAGGAGAAGAUCUCGAAGAAGUAUGAUGAGCUGCUUCAGAACAUGACUGAGAAGUUUGCUUCAGUCACAGAUGAGUAA
Molecule: messenger RNA, 2070 nt
Organism: Letharia columbiana
Lineage: Eukaryota; Fungi; Ascomycota; Lecanoromycetes; Lecanorales; Parmeliaceae
Exons: 8
Coding region: 1-2070 (689 amino acids)
Biological process (GO): proton transmembrane transport; ATP metabolic process
Cellular component (GO): fungal-type vacuole membrane; proton-transporting V-type ATPase, V1 domain
Molecular function (GO): proton-transporting ATPase activity, rotational mechanism; ATP binding; ATP hydrolysis activity
Source: RefSeq, a predicted model, not a curated record